UGCGGUUAUGAGUACGACUUGGCAAGAUCGGAAAUGCUCCCCCGGAUUUUCAAGGACCGUCAACGGCGCGCCGGACACCGCGAGAAGUGCGGUGCUUUACCAACCUCUGAGCCCUAUCUUCGAAUGAUUCGAUUCCAGGGCCUUCGGGUUGUUAAAAAGAAAAGAGAACUCUUCCCAGGGCCGAUGCCGAUGUCUCCGGGCUCGCUUGCGUUACCGCCAGCCGCCUUGUCCAAGUAA
Molecule: messenger RNA, 237 nt
Organism: Volvox carteri f. nagariensis
Lineage: Eukaryota; Viridiplantae; Chlorophyta; Chlorophyceae; Chlamydomonadales; Volvocaceae
Exons: 1
Source: RefSeq, a predicted model, not a curated record